AAAAAAAAAAUUCUCAUCUAUCACGUACGACUCACAGGCUUGCAUCAAUGCAAAGUCUACCACUGUGAACACUCCCACGAUCAAGUGGCAGCAGCCGUAGACAUGCACGAAGAAAUCUCGAUGCUUCCUGAGGGUGAUGGCAACUCUGCCAGCAAGCCAGAGCAUCAGGGCACCAGUUUACCUUCAUGUGAAGAGGGCGGCGACCUGGCCAAGUGGAUCAGAGACAAGAUCUUCAAAAAGGAGUGUGUUUACUUCAACAAAGGAGCUGGAGAGGGGGUUUGUAAGUGUGGCUACCUGAAGGAACUACACAUGGAGGAAGCCAUCAGAGCUGACAAAUACGCAGGAGAGACGUGGAGCAUAGACAGACAUGUGCAAGAGUUCCCCACGGAUGCUUUUGGGGACGUCACAUUUGGUGGCUCCAGUCCAAAGCUCAGCAAGUAUGUCCGGGUGUCAGCAGACACCGAUCCUGAGGUUUUGUUUCAACUCUUGACUGAACAGUGGAAUCUUCCUCCACCCAAACUCCUGAUCUCAGUGACUGGAGGGGCCAAGAACUUCUCCCAGAGGUCGAGUCUCAAGACCAUGUUCCACAGAGGGCUCAUCAAAGUCACCCAAAUCACAGGUGCAUGGAUCAUGACCGAUGGCACUGACACUGGGGUGAUGAGGCAUGGUGGUCGCGCGGUGAAGGACUUUUCUCUGGGAAGUGAUCAAGUGGUGACCAUCGGUGUGGCGACAUGGGGAAUCAUACACAACAGAGAGACCUUGGUGGACACUGAGGGACUUUUCCCAGCACAUUACACGUUGGAUGUUGCCAAACAGGGUCCCCUCUCCUGCCUGGACAGCAACCUCACCCACUUCCUGCUGGUGGAUGAUGGAACUCAUGGCAGUUAUGGUGGGACGAUUGAACUGCGCUCCCGUCUGGUGAAGUGCAUCUCAGAGAAACCUCUUGACAACACAGGCAACAGCUCGACUAUUCCUGUGGUGUGUUUGAUUUUGCAUGGAGAACCACAUACUUUAAAUAGCAUCUACAACGCCAUGCUGAAUGACACUCCCUGUGUGAUCCUGGAGGGCUCGGGCAGAAUAGCAGAUGUCAUCGCUCAUGUUGCGCAUAUGCACCUGUCCAAAGUCACCAUGAGCCUCAUCCGUAAGCUGAUGGUCAAGUUCUUCCCCAAAGAGUCGCAAGAUUUUUCGGAACGGCAGAUUAUCGAGUGGACUAAGAAGAUCCAGGACAUCAUGAGAAUGUCUCACCUGCUGACAGUGUUGAGAGUCAGUGAGAAAAAUCAAGGCGAAAUGGAUGCAGCCAUUCUGCAAGCUCUGUUUAAAGCAUCAAGAUACAAUGAGCCUCAGGGAGCUGAAGUCUGGAAGCGUCAGCUGGAGCUCGCCAUCGCGUGGAACCAAGUCGACAUCGCUAAGAAUGAGAUCUUCACUGAAGAGAACCAGUGGACGUCCUCUGACCUCCACUCAGCCAUGGUGUCAGCCCUGUUGGGGAACAAACCCCAGUUUGUGAAGCUGUUGCUGGAGAACGGUCUGAUUUUGAGCAACUUCCUGGAGGAAGAGGACAUGCUGUCUUAUCUGUACACAAAUAUGCCCAGUUGCUUCUUCAAGGCCAAGUUGGACAAGAUCCCACAAGAUGAUUGUAAAAUGCACCACGUGUCGGAAGAGGUGUGCCACUUUUUAGGCAUCUUCAGUCAGCCUCUCUAUCCCACAAAACAGUUCAGCAUGUCUGUGGAUGAAACGCCAUCGCUCUCCAGACAUAAGUCAGGAAUUCGCCUGCUGAUGGAGGAGGACAUUCAGGCUCCAUGGCAUCCGGCCAGAGAUCUAUUCCUGUGGGCCGUCGUCCAGUCCAACAAGGAGCUGGCUGAGAUUGCUUGGGAGCAGUGCAGAGACUGCAUAUGCGCCGCUCUGGCUGCCAGUAAGAUCUUGAAGAAAAUGUCAAUAGAAGGAAGUGAUGCUGACGAGGCGGAGGACAUGAGGCUGCUGGCCAGACACUAUGAGCAACAUGCCAUCGGUUUGUUCACUCAGUGUUACAACAGUGAUGAGCAGCUCGCAAAGAAGCUGUUGGUGCGUGAGUCUCCGUUUUGGGGCAGAACAACUUGCCUGCGUCUCGCUCUGAGGGCGGAUAAUAAAAACUUUGUGGCUCUGACAGGAGUUCAGGCUCAUCUGACUCAGAUCUGGUGUGGAGAACUGUCUGUGGACAAUCCUGUGUGGAGAGUUUUCAUCUGCAUGAUCUUCUUCCCACUCAUAUACACCGGCUUCCUGAAGUACCGACGAGACGAAAUAGCCCGCGAGGAGAAAAAAAAGAAUAAGCUGGAGGUGAAGGCAAGAAAGUCACGUGACCAAGAGCCCACAAACACAUCCUCGUUGGGUUGCUGGUCCAGACUGGUGGGCCUGUACGAUUCCCCUCAGGUCAAGUUCUACUGGAGCAUCGUGUCUUACUUUGGCUUCCUCUUCCUGUUCUCUGUGGUGCUGAUGAUGGACUUCCAGGUCACACCCUCAAAUGCAGAGAUUCUGUUGUAUGUUUGGCUGCUGUCCCUGCUCUUUGAGGAGGUCAGGGAGCUCUUUUCCGACCCAGAUGGAUUUGGGUUUCAAAAAAAAGUCAAAAUGUACAUCAAUGAUGCUUGGAACAUUAUAGAUGUUUUGUCCAUCGUCCUUUUCUUCCUUGGCCUGGCAUUCCGUCUGACCACAGUGCUCUUCUACGCCGGCAAGAUCAUCCUCUGUAUCGACUUUGUGGUCUUCUGCCUCCGUCUCAUGGCCAUCUUCACCAUCAGCAAAACCCUUGGACCAAAGAUCAUCAUUGUCAAGAAAAUGAUGAUGGACGUGUUCUUCUUCAUGUUCCUGCUGAGUAUCUGGGUGAUGGCCUAUGGUGUCGCCAAGCAAGGAGUCCUCAUCCACAACGACAAUCGACUGGACUGGAUUCUCAGGGGAGCGGUUUUUGAGCCGUACCUCAUCAUAUUUGGGAACUUCCCCACGAACAUUGACUAUGCUGGAUUCGAUAUGGAUUCCUGUAGCAUGAAUGGGACUGAUCCUCUGAAACCAAAGUGCCCAGUGCUGACUGAAGACCAGACGCCUGCUUUCCCUGAGUGGCUGACCAUCAUCAUGUUGUGUGUUUACUUGCUCUUUGCCAACAUCCUGCUCCUCAAUUUGCUCAUAGCCAUCUUCAACUUCACGUUCCAGGAAGUUCAAGACAACACAGACAGAAUAUGGAAGUUCCAAAGAUACGAGCUGAUCAGAGAGUACCACAGCCGGCCUGCUGCUGCUCCAGCCUUCAUCAUCCUCAGCCACAUCUACCUCUUUAUCAGGGGCGUGAUUCUGCGAAUGCCAGGCUUCCAACCCAAAGACUUCAAAGACACGCUGCCCAAGAAGGAGGAGGAGGAGCUGCUGACCUGGGAGGCCCUGAUGAGGGACAGAUACCUACUGUCUUCCCAGCAGCAGCAGCGUCAGACUGUUGAGCAGCGCGUGGAGGAUACAGCGCUGAGGGUGGCAGCGAUGAGUGAGCGACUGGAGCAGUCUACAGCUGCACUGCAGAGCAUCCUGGAGACUCUGAGGUCUGCAGGGUUUCCAGCCAAAGAUCCACAUGCACCACCAACGCCAACCGGGUCUUUCCAAAGUAUCCAUGAUGGACCAGACUCAGCCAUUGUCCAUGUGAAAGCUCGCCAGCUUCACUACCCAAACUCCAAAAUGAGACGCUUCCCUGUGCCUGAGGAGAAGGUCCCAUGGGAGGUCAGCUUCAGCUCUUACAUGCCGACUGAUUUCACACCUGAGGAGAGUGGAGACGUGGUGGACAGACCUGCAAAUGAGCUCCUGGAUAAGUACAGAAACCCAGGGGGGAGGACAGGCAUUAAAGGAAGAGGUGCUUUAAGCUGUUUGGGCCCGAAUCUUUGCACUGAUGUUGUCGUAACACGCUGGAGAGAUGGUGAGCCGUCUGUUCUGGAGUUUCUGGGAAUUCAGGAUGACAUCCGGAGGACCUUGGAACUCCCUGGAGGACCGGUCCAGUCACCUGAUCAACUGCCGGAGCGCUUGAAGAGAAGCAUGGGGAUUCCACUGUAUGAGAAAGUCAACCAGAGAUUAUCGACAGCAGCAAAGGUGUUUGAAGGCUAUGUUGACGACAGUAGGAACACAGAUAAUGCCUGGGUGGAGAGCGUCGUCCUGAACCUUCACCUGGACUGGUCCGCUGUAGAAGAUGUUGAAAUCAUAAACCUGAUUGCCGACAGCAAUGGCUCCCUCAAGUGGAAGGACAUCAGCAGCAAAACUGGACUCAGUUCAAACCAGAGUGAUGCUCUUCAGAGGGUUGCAGAGAGACACAACAAGAAAUGUUGAUCUUCAUCAGGUUUUUAUGUGAUGCAGCGUCAUGGUUCAAAUUCGUGACUCAAGGUCAGAGGUCACGGUGACCCAGUAAUCUCCGUCCUCAAGAAGACACACAUCACCAUCACAUAAUCAGAACCUUGGAACCGCUGUUGCAAAACACUUUCAAAACUAUGUGGUACUGAAUUUUGAAUUAAGAAUGACAAUUGUUUUUUUUAAGGUGCUUUGUUUUCAGCUCCAUUAGCUUCAGUUAGGAUGGUCUAAUACAACAAUCAAGAUUAUUCUGAAAUAACCAAAUCAAUGCAUUGAAAAUUAUGAACGUGUGAAUUCGUUUUUUCU
Molecule: messenger RNA, 4638 nt
Organism: Synchiropus splendidus (mandarinfish)
Lineage: Eukaryota; Metazoa; Chordata; Actinopteri; Syngnathiformes; Callionymidae
Product: transient receptor potential cation channel subfamily M member 2-like
Exons: 34
Coding region: 103-4314 (1403 amino acids)
Biological process (GO): calcium ion transmembrane transport
Cellular component (GO): membrane
Molecular function (GO): ligand-gated calcium channel activity
Source: RefSeq, a predicted model, not a curated record